AUGUCGCUAGUGUUGCUGCUAGCAUGCGCGCGAGCACAAAGCGAGCCGCUCCAGGAAGCAGUUCAGAGUCGAAGCGACGCAUACGGCGUAUACGCGAACGAGUACGCCCGCGGAUAUGAACCCAUGGCCUUCGCAGCCAUCCCUCUCCACGCGCCAUUACCAAUCAUCCACAUCGUCUCCAGUGCGCCUUUAAACCGAUAUCAAUCAACGCAGUCGAGAAGAUCGCCUUAUAACGCUCCAACGUCCUACAGCAACCACGUUUCUUCAUUCGUGCAUGCCCCAAGCACGAGCCAUCAUGUCUCCUCAUUCGUGCAAUCGCCGAGCACACUAGCGACAUCGCACGCGCAUCAAACGCAUUAUCGACAAAAUACUUACCCUCAAACAUUGCAACCGUAUCAACCUCCUUACGCUCAACAAAUGCCAUACUACCCGCCGCCGUUGUACCGCCAACCAAAUAUAUACGCCGCUUCAAUGCCUUACGGAAUGAACGCGGAUCUCCCCGAUAUUGAAGACGAUGCCCCGACUAUACUCUACGCCCGACCCCAACCACAUGGAGGCUACACAUACCAUAAAAAACCUAGUAAGAAACGGAUCCCACCCAAGAAGAAAGAACCAGUAAUCAUCAGAGUACACAAAUACAGAGUCGUCAAAGGCAGAUAGACAAACGAACGAUACUUAGCCCAUUUUGUAAACCUAUUACUUUUUGUACUUAGUCAAAAUCAGUCAUGUAUAUAAUUUAGGUAUUCUAAAAUGUAACAUAGUAUUUACUUAUAAGUAAUUAGGUAGAAAAUGUUGCUGUAAGCUUU
This is a messenger RNA of Amyelois transitella, 806 nucleotides long. RefSeq lists its product as uncharacterized. The transcript has a single exon. The record is from RefSeq and is a predicted model, not a curated record. The coding region runs from base 1 to 660 and encodes 219 amino acids. Lineage: Eukaryota; Metazoa; Arthropoda; Insecta; Lepidoptera; Pyralidae.